This is a messenger RNA of Eriocheir sinensis (Chinese mitten crab), 8036 nucleotides long. RefSeq names its product membrane-associated protein Hem-like (gene Hem). Gene Ontology annotation, cellular component: SCAR complex. The coding region runs from base 34 to 3447 and encodes 1137 amino acids. NCBI's taxonomy places the organism in Eukaryota, Metazoa, Arthropoda, Malacostraca, Decapoda, Varunidae. Gene Ontology annotation, biological process: cell migration; cell morphogenesis; cell projection assembly. The record is from RefSeq and is a predicted model, not a curated record. The transcript has 26 exons.
UCUCGUUAAGAUCUUCGUGUUUGCGUUUCCCGGAUGUGUGUGCGGCGAGGGGCGGCGGAAAGGAUGUCUCGCUCACUGUCCCCCACGCAGCAGAAAAUUGCCGAGAAGCUGAGCAUACUGAAUGACAGGUGCACCGGCAUACUCACCAGGAUAUACAACAUAAAGAAGGCAUGUGGGGAUGCCAAAUCCAAACCUGCAUUUCUCUCCGACAAAAGUUUGGAGUCAUGCAUCAAGCACAUCAUCAGAAAGUUCCCAAACAUAGACAGCAAAUCACUCCAGGCACUGACCAGUGUCCGGACAGACAUCAUGAAGUCCCUGUCACUUUAUUACUACACCUUUGUGGACCUCCUUGACUUGAAGGAUCACAUCUCAGAGCUCCUCACCAUAAUGGAUGCCCUUGGGAUGUCAGAGUCACUGGAUAUUAAUGUGAGCUUUGAGUUGACCAAAGGCUACCUGGACCUGGUGACCAACUACGUGACUCUCAUGAUUCUGUUGUCUCGUGUGGAGGACCGCAAGGCUGUCUUAGGGCUCUUCAAUGCUGCCCAUGAAAUGGUUAACAACCAAGGGGAUCCAAGUUUUCCACGCCUUGGCCAAAUGAUCAUGGACUAUGAAACACCCUUGAAGAAACUGAAUGAAGAGUUCAACCCCCAUGCCAAACUGCUUUCUGUGGCACUGAGCUCCUUGUGGGUGCUUUAUGGCCGCAGAAACUUGCGAGCCGAACAGUGGAGAGCUGCACAAAUGCUGAGCCUCGUGAGCAAUUCCAAUCAGCUAUUGAAUCCAGCGCAGACUGAUGUGCUGCCAUGCGAGUACCUGUCACUGGACGCGAUGGAGCGAUGGAUCAUCCUUGGCUAUAUGCUCAUACCACAAACCCUGCAGAAGCCCCAGGCCCUUGACUGCUGGACACAGGCACUGCAGACUGGCUGGGCCAUUACUCUCUUCAGAGAUGAAGUUUUACAUCCACAUUCUUACGUCCAGUCAUUCCUCGAGACCAAGAAGGAACUAAGUAAAAGAGUGUCGGACGUAAAAGAGAGUUACUCCCAAGCUGUUACACAUGCGCCACUGAUGCACCGUGAGCGGCGUAAGUACCUCCGCACUGCCAUGAAAGAGCUGGCCCUCAUCCUUACAGACCAGCCAGGACUGCUGGGGCCCAAAGCUCUCUUUGUCUUUAUGGGCCUCAGCUUUUCCAGGGAUGAAGUUUUGUGGCUCCUUCGUCACCAUGAAAACCCCCCACUGCACAAAGUGAAGGGAAAAAAUGCAGAUGACCUUGUUGACCGUCAAUUGCCAGAGUUGCUUUUCCAUAUGGAGGAAAUCAGAGCCCUGAUCAAAAAGUACUCUCAGGUAUUACAACGCUAUUACACUCAAUACCUGUGUGGUUAUGAUGCUAUUGCUCUCAACCAGCUGAUACAGGAACUACAAGGAUUACCAGAAGAAGAAUCAAUAAUUUUGUCAUCAAUGUGCAAUGAAAUUGGAAACUUGUCUGUCAAACAAGUAGAGGAAGGCACUCCCUUUGAUUUCCGUGGCAUCCGGCUUGACUGGUUCAGACUGCAGGCAUACUCCACUUCCAACCGGCCAGGCCUAAACCUCAUGGAGAAGCGGGAGUUGCCAUCGCUCAUCAACCAGAUCAUAUUUCGCACCAAGAUGGUGGACUACCUCGAUGAAAUGUUGAUUGAAACAUCAGAUCUUUCAAUUUUUUGCUUUUUCAGCAAGCAGUUUGAGGAGAAUUUUCACAUGUGCUUAGAAUUUCCUGGUCAGAAUCGGUACAUUAUCGCCUUCCCAUUGAUAUGCUCACACAUGCAAGCCUGCACACAUGAAAUCUGCCCAGAGGAGCGGUAUCACAUCCGAGAGAGGAGCCUGUCUGUGGUCAACAUGUUUCUUGAGGAAAUGGCCAAAGAGGCUAAGAACAUCAUAACGGCAAUAUGUGAUGAACAAUGCAUAUUAUCAGACAAGCUUCUCCCCAAACACACAGUCUCACUUCUUGAACAAAAGAAGAAAGAAAAGAAGAAAAAGAAGGAAGACACCACGGAAGGACGGCCAGGCUAUGAGAGUCACAGGAAGACGAGAGAGGAGCUCACCACGAUGGAUAAACUUCACAUGGCACUGACAGAACUGUGCUUUGCCAUCAAUUACUGCAGCCAAGUUCAAGUGUGGGAAUACACCUUUGCUCCCCGAGAGUAUCUUUACCAGCACUUGGAACAAAGAUUCUCGCGGGCCUUGGUGGGCAUGGUCAUGCAUAACCCCGAGACCAAUGAGAUUGCCAAGCCUUCAGAAUUGCUGGCCAGUGUCAAGACAUACAUGAGUGUUCUGCAGACUGUUGAGUAUUAUGUGCACAUAGACAUCACAAGGGUGUUCAACAAUGUGCUCCUACAACAGACUCAGCUCCAGGACAGCCAUGGAGAGAAGACAAUCACGGCACACUACAACACAUGGUAUUCGGAAGUCCUCCUUCGCCGGGUCAGUGCUGGCCACAUCGUCUUCUCCAAGAACCAGCGUGCCUUUGUUUCACUGACUGCAGAAGGUGCCCAGCCUUUUCCUGCUGAAGAGUUCUCAGACAUCAAUGAGCUGAGGGCACUGGCAGAGUUAAUAGGGCCUUAUGGAAUGAAGGCUCUCAAUGAAAACUUGAUGUGGCAUAUUGCAAAUCAAGUUCAGGAGUUGAAGAAACUGGUGGUGCUUAACAAGGAUGUUUUGCUGUCCAUGAGAACUAAUUUUGAUAAACCGGACCAGAUGAAAGAAUUGUUCAAGAAAUUGCAACAGGUGGAUAGUGUCUUAUCAAGAAUGCAGAUAAUUGGUGUCAUCCUCUGCUUCCGACAGUUGGCUCAAGAAGCAUUAGCAGAUGUUCUUGACAACCGAAUUCCUUACCUCAUGUCAUCCAUAGCAGACUUCAAGCAUCAUGUGCCCAAUGGAGAUACCAUGAUUGAGAACAUUAAGCUACAGCUUGUCAAUGAGAUGUCAUCAGCUGCCGGACAUCCGUGUGAUGUGGAUCCAGCACUGGUCAAUGUGUUAAGGUCACACAAAAAUGAGGUGCCAGAUGAAGAAUUCAUCAUCACAUGUUUAUUGAUGGUGUUUGUCGCUGUUUCCAUUCCCAAGUUGGCUCGCCAGGAUAAUACAGUUUACAGAACUGAAUAUGCAGCACAUGCCAACAACUCCCACUGUCUGGCCCAGGCUGUCAACACAUUGUUUGCUGCACUCUUCACAUAUUGUGGGAGAGCACAAGACAUUGAAGAAAGACUCAAGGAAUUUUUAGCUCUUGCAUCAUCCAGUCUUCUCCGCCUGGGUCGAGAAAACGACAAAGAUGUUAUAAAGAACCGAGAUGCCACAUAUAUUUUGCUUCAUCAGAUUGUUGUUGAAUCACCCUUCUUAACAAUGGAUCUUCUAGAAGCCUGUUUCCCAUAUGCACUGAUUCGCAAUGCCUAUCACACGGUUCAUAAGACCUCUGCUACUGCAACAUGAGUAUAAGCAACCCCUCAGAGCCCAGCAGUACAUGCUAGUACACUGAGCACUUCAUUUAUGCUUCUAAAGUUGCUAGGGCUCAGUAUCUGUGAAUUUGAGGUGUUUUCAGCAACAAAUGUGAUGUAGUUUAUUAUAUAUAAGGAUAGGGAUUUUGUAGUUCAUUUUUUAUAUAUGACGUGACCUUUGACAUUUACCAUUCCAGCUCAUGUUUUCUGAGUGGAUUAUUUGAUACAGUAUUAUAUGUAGACAUUUUCCUUUACCUCUUUGACACUGCACAAAAACUUUCACCACAGACUUUCUUGUAUUGAACAGUGACCUACAUAUGACAGUUAUUGUAAGACCCUUGAAUUUUCACUUUUAAUAUUUAAAAUUAAGCCAUCUGCUUACUAGUCUCAAUAAUGUAGCCCUAAGUAUUAGUGGAUCUCAGUUCCAGCAACAACUCUGUAUGUUUGUGAGGCAUACUCUUAGCAAAAUACACCAGGCAGGAGACGCAAUCAUCUGUGAAUAUUAUAGGCAAGGGUUAUCUACUAUCUGCAAAAGUAGUUUCAUCCCUGUGAGUAUGAUCAAGUAUGUAAUAUUGGAGUGAUUGCUGUGCUUAAAUUGACGUAUAUUUGUAAAAGUUGCAAUAUGUCUUGUAUGUUCCAUUAACAAGUGGGGUGAAGAUUUAUUUUUCUGAUUGUUUGUAUUUUGUGAUUUAAAAAGAUACAUAAUGCCAGUUUACUUUUCCUGAAAUAGUGAAAUGCCUCAAGGCAUUUGUCUCAUCACCACCACAGUUUCUUCUUAGUGACUCAAGUGUUGCAAAGUUUCAUAUUUAUUCAUCAGUAUCAUACAGGUUAAAUAUGCAUUGUUUGCUCAAGACUAGUGCUGUAGAAAAGUUUGAAAUAUGGAAAGUCAGAUUGCACAUGUAAUUGUAUCAUAUUGAAGUGAUUCUAUUCUUUCUUACUGCAGUUGGUCUUCUCUGUGUCAAGUGCAUGUAGUUUGAUAUGUUCAACUUCUGAAACUUACCCACUUGUGAAAGCAGUCUUAUGAGAACAUGCCACAAUCCUUCUUCCUAGUGAAAUGACAGUAAUAAAAGUUGAUGUAGGAACAGAAAGGACAGUUAAAGCUAUUUAUCAUGAGGUAAAAUACCAAAUCUCAACCUCAUUUUGUUACAUAUUCAAACAAAUAUUAUUCACCGGAAAAGUUGACCUCUCAAGGAAAAGGCCCCAGUUUUUUAACUGCAGAUUUUUUUCAAUUCCAGUAUUGAAACCACAACAAAAGUAUUUUGUAGUAUUGUAACAUCAAACUAAAGAUCCAUCAUGGCUGUAGGAAAGCUUUGGCUGGACAGUAAACCCUCCAUAAAUCAGACUAGUUAGGGGAAAUGGCUGAAAAUCCGAAAUAUAUGAAUAAAAAGAAACGUGCGUGGUCAAGCAAGAUUGUGCCAGAGUUGAUUAAUUCUGAUUAAUUAUUGCAUUAAAGUUUAAGAUGCCAAACGGGAGCUGGAGCAGAGCAGGGCUGUAUAAAUAUAAAUUCAUAUGGCUCAGGAGUACAGUCUUUAGCAAUGGAGCAGCGAGGGCGAGGUGGUGGCAGUGAGGGAACCAAAUGUGAACAGUGCUCGGAACAGAGAAGUAUGAGGCACAUGAGGAUAGCUAGUUUUGGGUGAAUAAGUUACGAGUUGCAUCUGGUGCACAUAAAUCUAAACUAUUGUUGAAUUUCAAGAUUAAUUUAACUUCCCACUGUGUCUCUUUAUCAUUGAAAAAUAUAAUCAAUCAAUGAGUGGUUGCAUUCUUCUUGCCCUGCACCAAUGGGGGUUCAGGAGAAACAUGAGAGACAGGCAAUCUUUGUUUUGAGAUGACAUGGUUCAAACUUGCGCUAGAUAACUAGCUAUAAACCAGAUCUUCGACUGAAUUACAAUAUUCAUCCCUAUGCUGUCUGGACACUUGCUGUACAUCCCACAUUUUAGACCAAUUCUCAGAUAUGUGUCCAGAACCCUGAAAGAGUCUGAUUUAUCUGGCAUCCGAAAUUCAUAGGUCCAAUUUACAGAGGGUUUACUGUAAUGAGGAACGACUGCAAGAAUAUUUUGUGUACUGUACAGAAUCAUCAUAAGUCAUUGCACAUCCAUGUAACAAUAUGUGUACAGCACUGGAUCUGAUCUAUACCCAAUGCUCUACUACUAGUAAAAAUUCUUGAAGUGACAUUUCAGAGAUAGAAGAAAUAGUUGAAAAGAGUGGACAUUGGCUUUUGUACAUGACAUUAAUUCCCAGUUUUAUAUUUUCAAUACCCUUCGUACCUAAAGCCACAGAAAUGUAUUGUUGAAUAACCCCUGGCUAUUACAGUUGGAAGAUACUAUUCUUACUGUAUACUAUUAAUAGCGGUUUAACAUGGCUACAUUCUUUUAUUUUAUACAUAUACAUCAUCCGGUUGUCUUCCCAUGAAAAUUAUGAUGUUAGAAAAUUAAAUCAUUGUGUGUUUGGUAUUGAAAAAAGCUUAAAUAUUAAAUUAAAUACAUGUGCAAUUUUAAUAAUCUGAGUAAAUUUUUUAUGCACACAGUGUAUGUUUGUUUAUUUAUUUAUUUGGUCAGUAAUUGUUGAUAUACAUUACUUUAACAAUUAAAACCUUAAUUUUUGUGUUCUGCAGUGCCAAGGUGUAUUUCUGUAUUCAUGUGUUACCUGAACUGAAUUCCCUAUUUUCUUAAAUUAUGAUAUGUACAAAUCUUAUCCUGUUCUAUCACAGUUUUUGCAUGAGUGGGUACAUGAAGCAGGUCUGAGUAAGAUGCCCUAAAUAAAGUUUUACAUUACAUCAACUAAGCCGGCCACUAGUCUGUUGCUGUCUGUGGCAAACACUUUGAUGAGAAAGUUGAGGAUCAGUGCAGCACAAAGUACCCCACCAGGAGGCUGCUGAAUACAGGCUUUGCAUCUAGUGCCUCUCCUCCAGGAUGGAUUUAGGUUAUCUCUGCAGACAUUAAGAUAGUGCAUGUGCUCUCACUCCUUGAACCUGCUCCAACCCUAACCCUCAAAUGCUCCCACAUGGCUGGUUAGUAAUGGACUAAUGUAAAUCAUCAACAGUUUGCUUGAGUUUUGUCACUGUGUAGCCUGCAUAUUUAGAAACAUAUAUUGAUAUCAAUGGGCUAUUCCAGAAAUGUAUAUUACCACAUACAAAAAAAAAUGUAGAGCACUUCCCAUGUUGGCAAAAAUAUCCAACAUUUAUUCCCUUUACAGCAUCCUGACAGGGUUAUUGAUGAAAUCAUGCAUGUAUCACCUCAUGGGCAAUAUUGAGCAUCAAGGAUAAAGCUUUCCACAUCACUGCCUGUCUACUAUUGUUCUUUCUAUUCUAUUGCCUAAUCCCUUCUUUGCUCUAUAUCCUAACACUCCAGGCUCUGCUGCAAGUUUGAACUCCACUUCCCUCCCACAACAUAUCCAUAUACUUUCCAGCAAAUGUGUCUCUCCUGCCUCCCCCCUGACCCCCCAAAAAAGUACCACUAAUCUUAUUCCCUCUCCAUUGUCUUUGGUUUCUCCUUUUUUCCCUCCUCAAAAGGUCUGUACUCUUUAUGACUCCCAUUCUGACUCCCCUGCUGAGACUGCCUCCACCAUUAAUACAUUUGUAGCUCAACCUUACCUUCUGAUAAUGUCCCAGUCCCACCCCGGCCCUUUACUUCAUCACCCCCAACUUCUUGCUCUCUCCUGAAGUUUGCCAUUCCCCUCAUGACCUUCCCCAGUUCCCUACCUUCAGUCUCCUCUUUCUCACCCACCUCUGCCUCCCAUCCUUCCUCUUCCCCUCCGCUUCCCUCCCCCUUUCCCCCUCUGUUCCAUCUAGCUCUACUUGCUUACCCCUGACCUAGCAUCACUCAUGGCUCCCUCUUGUCCCACCUUUCUUUCUCCUACUCAGAUGUUCCUCCCACUUUCCUAUUUCCCAGUUCUGAUUCUUCUACCCUUCUGUCUGUAGCUGCUUUAUUUCCACCAUUAUCACAUGCAGCUGAUUUUGCUUGCAGAACCACCACACUACCUAGACAGUAAUAUUUCUAUCCCUUGAUGUAUCCUCACUCCAUUUGUUCCGACUCUUAAUAAAGCUUACAGGUUUGUUCAUAAUACUGUAUCAUCUUUUCAUAUAUCUCUGUUACUUCCUUUACUUUAUCAUUCACCUCAACCUGAUAAUUCUCAUAUGACCUCUUAUGUCUGGCAUGCAUGUAUUUUCCAUUAGCACAAACUUCUCAAUCACUGAAGGGGGCAGCUUUGCUCCUGACUGCUAAUUACAUCCCCAAUGAGCUGAUAAAAGUGUGAGGUUCAUCAGUUAUUUCACCAGUAAGCUGUAAGUCACAUGAGCUAAUGGUGCUGCUCCUUAUCGCUCCAUACAGGUUGUGUUCUGUUUCUUUCCAUAAAUGUGGUAACGGUUUUAUAAAUAACAUUAAAUAAUUUUAUCCUUUUUAAGAAAGUGUAAUGAUUGACAAAUGAGUGUUUUUUUUUUACAUUAGUGUCAUGUAGAAAAAACUAAGCUAUUUAAGUACAAUAUAUAGCAUGUUUUUUUUUUCUUUUUAGUCUAUUCUGCUUCAUAAAGAUUAUGUACCAUAUAUGCACCUGUAAGUUUCUUUGUUAUUUAUAUUUUCAGCAUUAUCA